Molecule: messenger RNA, 2233 nt
Organism: Bufo bufo (common toad)
Lineage: Eukaryota; Metazoa; Chordata; Amphibia; Anura; Bufonidae
Product: ovostatin-like
Exons: 18
Coding region: 23-2233 (736 amino acids)
Molecular function (GO): endopeptidase inhibitor activity
Source: RefSeq, a predicted model, not a curated record
UGCAAUCAAAAGAGGAAUUCCGAUGUAUGUAGAGGUUGCUGUUGUAGAUGCUCAUGAAAAUCCACUGAGUGAUCAGAUAGUUGAAUUGCAACUAAAUGGAGUAACUCUUAAGAAUCUGACCACAAAUGCCAAUGGCACAGCCCAGGACUUCAUUGAUACAUCUGAUCAGGAUAAAUCACAGAUCAGUAUCGAGGUCAGUUACAAGAACUCUGAAGAAUGUCACGACCCCAACUUUAUUACUCCCACUUAUUCCAAUGACUUCUACACAGCCGAACGGUACUAUUCUCCAUCUGCAAGCUUUGUGCAUAUAGAAGGACCCAAAGAGGAGCUUCAAUGUGGGCAAACAUAUACUCUUACUGCCAAGUACAUAUUUGGCCGUUCAGGCCUUCAAGAAGGGGAAACCACCGCAGAUUUCAAAUACAUAAUAAUGUCAAGGGGAAAGAUUAUGAGGUUUGGAACUUUCUCAGCAGAUCUGACCAACUCUCUGAAAGGAGAAUUUACAAUCCCCGUAGAGGUAACUGUAGACCUUGUUCCGGUUAUUGACAUUGUUGUCUACUGCACAUUGGAGAAAGAGGUUGUGACACACACCCUUCGCCUCAAUACUGAAAAAUGCUUCAGGAACAAGGCAUCCUUGCAUUUCUCAGAAGAAAGAGCAAAACCCGGUUCCACUAUUAACUUGAACAUUACAUCAUCACCAAACUCUCUUUGUGCCAUGAGGGUCUAUGAUUCAAGUCUUCAGUUUCUCCGCCAAGAAAACCUUCUCACACCUGAAACGGUGUAUUCAUCUCUACAAUACAAUAGUCUGAAUGGAUACUAUUUUGAGGGGUACAACGUAGCUCCACAAGACCCUCCUUGUGUUGAUGGUAGUAAACAAUACCUGAUUGAUGGUUUGUACUAUUCACCUGUUGAGUCCCCGAAUGAAAGAGACACCUUUGAGCAGUUAAGCAGCGUCGGCUUGCAUUUUAUUACAAGUAUAAGAUUGAAAAAACCUACCUUGUGUGGUGGAUCAAUUUUUGUCAACAACAAUUUUAGACGGCCCGGACUUGCAUUUGAUUCCUCCUCAUUUGCGUCAGAAAGUUCGUCCUUCAGCAUCCUGAAUAGCCCUAACAUCCUGAAUAGCCCUAACAUCCCGGGUGGUGAGAUCCGAAGUGUGCGGACAAUCUUUCCUGAAGUGUUGCUCUUUAGUCAAGCGCAAACUGAUGAAAGUGGUUCACAGUCAGUGGCAGUGGAGGUACCUGGCACUAUCACUAAAUGGAAUGGUGAAAUAGCCUGCAUGGAUUCUAACACUGGAUUUGGAAUGAACACAUCCCCGACCAGCUUCACAUCCUUCCAGGAGAUGUUUGUAGAUGUUGCUCUUCCUUAUUCCUUACUCCGAGAUGAGACUGUAGUUCUAAAUGCUGUAGUGUCAAAUUUUAUGGACAAGAGUGCUAAGAUUCGUGUAACAGUAGCGCCUUCUGCUGACUACACAGUAGAAUCACUGGAUGAGGAACUAGUCAAAUGUGUUUCUUCUGGGGGAAGAGCUUCGUUCUCCUUCAGCAUGAAAGCCCAAGCAAGCGACAUCAUAUCAGUCAAUGUAACUGCAGAAACGGUUGGAAUUGGAGAUUCAUGUGACAAUCCCGAUCCCAAUGAGCCCGCGCGUAUAGAUACCGUCUUACAUUCAGUCAUUGUAGAGCUGCCAGGCAUUCCCAAAGAAGAAACCAAGACCUCCUUAGUUUGUGUACAAGAUUCAACUACAGAGACUCCCGUAAGCAUUUCACUUCCUGCAAAUUCUGUGGAGGGUUCGGUAAAAGCAACAGUUACAGUAAUAGGAGACCUUGUGGGUCGUGCGAUAGUCAACCCACAGUCUUUGACCAAUGAGCCCACAGGAUCUGGUGAACAGAAUGUCGCCACCUUGAUGCCAAUACCUGUAGUUCUUCAAUACAUGAAUAUAACCGGGCGCCUGACGGAGGAGGCUAGAUCCCGAAGCGUGGAGUUUAUGGGGAUUGGUUACAGGAGGCAGCUGCGCUUCCGAAAUUUUGAUGGAAGUUUCAGCUCUUUUGCAGGAGGAAAAUCCAGUUCAUGGUUGACUCUACGGACGCUGGAAACGUUUCAGUCCAUUGAGCCGUACACCUUGGUAGAACCCAAAAUAGUUAACCAAGCCUUGGUGUAUCUAGAAGGACUGAUGGAUCGGAACACUGGGGCUUUCAAACCUCAAGGGUCUCCGAUUAACAAUGCCCUGAUGGAAGCUAGGUGA